CAUCGACCGUGUCCUCAGCAUCAACCGGGUAAGGGAAGGUAAUGGUCAAGUUUCUUGUGACGGAACGACAGUUGUCCGUACUUCACAGUUACAGCAAGCGAGCUGAAUCUACGUCGGGCUGGAAGUGACAACGGUUCACGACUUGACACAUGUGCAGCAGCUAAGGUCAGCACUAAGGUUCAACUUGGGCUGAUUUCAACCACAAAACCAGAUGGCGCUGGACUUUAUAGCAGGAUGCUUAGGAGGUUGUGCGGGUGUUGCAGUUGGACAUCCAUUUGACACUCUGAAAGUGAAACUUCAAACACAAGACUUCAGAAACCCAGUAUAUCGCGGAACUUGGGACUGUUUCACGAAAAUAUUGCAGACAGAAUCGUUGGCGGGGUUUUACCGAGGAGUUUGGUCACCUAUGGGUGGAGUGGCUCUGGUCAACGCUAUUGUGUUUGGAGUAUAUGGAAACCUCCAGCGGGGCCUCUUGGACCCAGAGUCUCUGCGAUCACAGUUUCUGGCGGGGGGCAUAGCUGGACUAGCACAGAGUGUCGUAUCCAGCCCUGUGGAACUUGUAAAAACCAGGAUGCAGACCAGUUCGUCCUACCACGGAACAGUGGAUUGCUUCAUGAGCAUUUUGAGAAGUGAAAGAAUCAAUGGAGUGUUCAAAGGUCUGUCUGUGACGGCUGCCAGGGAGUUUUUGGGUUACGGAUUUUACUUCUCAACAUAUGAAUUUUUGACGAGAGCUUCGCCAGUUCCCAUUGGAACUCCAACAAUGCUUUUGGCAGGAGGAAUAAGCGGAACCGUGUCCUGGGUCAUGACAUAUCCUCUGGACGUUGUGAAAACAAGGUUCCAGGCAGACAUUGGGAGGUACUCUGGGCUGGUAGAUUGUUUAAAAAAGUCUAUCGCAAACGAAGGAUUAUCUUGCCUCUCUCGAGGGUUAAUGCCAACAAUCUUUCGAGCCUUUCCAACAAACGCAGUAACAUUUACAGUCGUUACUUGGGUGAUGAGGUAUGCCAAUGUCUCUACCGACGGAUCAACAAAUGUCUCAAGUAUAGUGGAUUCUGUCGUGGAAACAAUACCUAAAGAAAAGCAUGUAAUCAACACGAUGCUAGACGAACAUUUGCUCAAGUUCAACUGGCCGUACAAAAUAAAAGCGCAAAGAUAUUUCCUGAUGUCUGAAGAUUUAUGGGUGGGUGAUGAACUCUUUAAUGAAACCGUAAACACUAAUUUACCUGUUAUUAAUACUGAUGCAAAAUUAGAUGCUGACCUGUUAGCUGCUGAACAAAAAAUGAUUAUUGAUUUGGCUCAAGAAUUACAAGGAAACGAUUAUGAUGCUUACUUAAAGACUGCCCAAAGAAAAGAAGAGUAUAAAGAAAACAAUAGAUGACAAAGUGUUUAUUAUUUGUACACUAUUGUGUAUAGUUAUAGGGCUAUUUUGUGUGUGUUUUCAAGUAAAAAGCUACUGAUUUUUUCCAAGGAGUAAGAUUGUAUGUUUUGAGAUAGGUAUGGAAAUUUACAUUGUUGGUAAGAAACAGUAGCAUUUUCAGCAUGGAAACAUUCACAUGUUGAAUGGCUUUUAGGUAAAAUUAUUCUUAAAUUAUGGUUCCUUAGAGUAGCGUAAAAAUUACACAACUACCAAACAAAUCUUAACUCCUUACUUUCUGUCUUAUAUCCAUAUGGCCAUAGGAUAAUAAUUCCAAAGGGGCAUCCAAAAGUCAAUAUGGUACAAUAUCUGUGAUUUAUACAAAGUAAUGUAAAUAAAUAUAUAUAAUUUUGUUUACACUAUCUUCUUAAACCUUUUCCCACAUACAAUAGAUUAAU
Macrosteles quadrilineatus (aster leafhopper) is the source of this 1809-nucleotide messenger RNA. RefSeq names its product mitochondrial basic amino acids transporter. Gene Ontology annotation, cellular component: mitochondrion. NCBI's taxonomy places the organism in Eukaryota, Metazoa, Arthropoda, Insecta, Hemiptera, Cicadellidae. Gene Ontology annotation, biological process: mitochondrial L-ornithine transmembrane transport. Bases 212 to 1375 code for a protein of 387 amino acids. The record is from RefSeq and is a predicted model, not a curated record. Gene Ontology annotation, molecular function: high-affinity L-arginine transmembrane transporter activity. The transcript is spliced from 6 exons.